Aphanomyces astaci is the source of this 1155-nucleotide messenger RNA. RefSeq lists its product as hypothetical. The record is from RefSeq and is a predicted model, not a curated record. Bases 1 to 1155 code for a protein of 384 amino acids. NCBI's taxonomy places the organism in Eukaryota, Oomycota, Saprolegniomycetes, Saprolegniales, Verrucalvaceae. The transcript has 2 exons.
AUGUACACCCAAUCCGAUUACUUUUCCCAAUUCGUCCAUCGGUCUUCGCUUCGCUUCCGUGUGCGACUGGCGUUGUUGCGUCAACAACAGCGACGCUCCCGCCUCACCAUACCCGCAAUAACGUUUACCCUCGACGACUAUUCCGAUGCGGACUGCAUCGAGAAGUUUCGCUUCACCAAAGCGUCCUUACGCCGUUUAUCCGCGUGCUUGCGCAUCCCCAGUCGAGUUGUGACGACCGAACGUACUUCAUGCAGUGGCGUCGAGGCGUUAUGUGUACGUUUUGCGGUCCCUGAUCGUUGGUCAGGCUUGAUCUCAAUGUUAGGACGGUCCCAGAGUGGGUUGUGCAACAUUUUCCUGCAUGUCCUCGACCAUAUCCACAACAAAUUCGACGAAAUCAUAUUUCUCGAUAGAUACCGGAUCAGCGCCCAACUAGUCGAGUACAGUAAUGCGAUCAUUGCAAAGGGUGGUGAAGUUCAAAACGUGUGGGCCUUCAUCGACGGAACCGUUCGUGAGUGCUGUCGACCGAGUGGUGAUGAACGUCAUCGAACCGUCUUCAAUGGACAUAAACGACGCCAUGCCGUCAAGUUCCAAUCGUUGGUCACCCCCGAUGGCAUCAUCUCCCAUGCUUUUGGGCCGAUCGAAGGUCGACGGCAUGUCCUAACCAUCCUGCGGCAGUCGAAUUUGGAGAACGUGUUGGCUGACGACGAUCGCUUUGCUGAGUUUGUUGUGUACGGUGAUCCAGCCUACGGCUAUUCAAACCAUCUGGCCUCGCCGUUUGGAGGUGCCCGACUUACGGAUGCCCAGCGCGUCGUGAACAAGAGUAUGAGCCGCGUUCGUAUUAGUGUGGAGUGGUCGUUCGGACAAGUUGUUCGAUAUUGGCCCAUUGUUGACUACAAAAAGAAAAUGCGGAUUGGAAACAGUCCAAUUGCCAAGAUGUACAAAGUCGCCGUGCUCUUGACAAACUGCAUUACGUGCGAUCGUGACCCGCAGUCGCAACAACUUCCGCCAUUGCAACAUUCGUACUGUAUCACUCAACGCACGCCAUCCCAACACCACCACCACGGCACCUGCCGCCUCUACAACUCCCGCCGCCACGGCAAUACUAAUACUGACAUGCAACCACCAGUGGUGGUCGCGUACUUCAUAUCGAAAUAA